AUGACCCCCAUCCGGUCUCUUUCAUCAUGUGAAAGUACACCUCAGCCACCUGCUGCGACUGCCAGCAUGUCCCCAACUCGGUUCUCCCCCGAACCAAUGGGUCCGAUUAUAGGUGAGUCUGGAGACUCAGACCGUGCGAGUUCGCGAUUCAUUGCAACACCCGUCUUUUCCGAAGAUGGAUGCCCCUCGGAAAAUCCGCCCCAGGCCAUGCCAUCAGUGCCUAUGGAGGAUAGCCCUAAGGUUUCUUUUGAGAAUUUGGCCAAGUGCUAUCGCCAGAAUCAGCAGAAACAAGCCCGUCGGAAAAGUUUGGAACAACGUCUUCAUGCCACCAAAGUGUCUAUGGGGGUUUCUGCGCGACUGGUCCGCGUGGGCGCUGCGGUUCAGCGCGGCUUGGUUGAUCGAUUGAGAUAUGACGACAAGGUCAAUUUCAUUUCACUCUACCAUACCCUAAUUGAUCUCCAGGAAUCCUGUGAUUCUGCCUGUCGACGCCACUUCCACCGGCAGGACCCGUUGGAAGAUUGGCCAUCAUCUCCCGAGUCCACAGUGGACCGGACCCCGGACUUUUUCCUCCAGUUGAGUCCCCAGUCCAGGGCUGACCUUAUUGAAAUCCUGCAAUUGGUCCGCACCGACCCCCAGUUUCUGUUUGAACGAUUGUGCGGCUUGACCCCGGCCCAGCUGGGCGCUUUGGUAUCAUCUUCGGCCCUUUCGUGGGAUGCCGGUGAUCUCACAUCCCCCCCAACUCUCCGAUCCCGGCACUAUCCUUCGUUUUCUAAGCGCGGUCCUCCCACUUCCGUCCUUGUUAAGGAUCAUGUCCUCGCCUUCGAGAGAACGGACGCUGUAUCUACCAUGUUGUUUAAUGCUUUUGCGGCCCCCCUGGACUCGGAUGCCCCUGAAGCUAAAUUGCGCCUGGACGUGUGGUCUUCUGUUUGCGCAAAGCUCAUUGCGGAUGGCAGCAGUAGGUUCCAUCCUCUUCUAAGCCACAUCUUGGCCGCCUGGUCCAUGGGUAGUGAUUGGAAAGCUAAGCCCAAAUUCGAGCUCUACCUCAUGGAUAUCCUUCAAACUGGUGCAUUUCUCUUGGAACAUGUAGAUACCCCACCCGGUCUGAACUUUGACGCCGAGCCUCCAGACCCAUUGAGAACGGACGUAGCCGAGGAAUUCUUUGCCUCUGCGGUUGAUUCUUUGUUCCGGAUAUUGGAUGAUCCAGAUGGAGGACUUCCCGUUUCAGUGAUGGAACUGAGCAGUGCCAUAUUGCAAAAAUUAGAUCGUCAGGACUGCCGUGAUCGUUUUUUGGAGUUCCUAUUUAUUCAGUGGUACUUUUCUAAAUUCCUAUACGGCGCACUAACCUUCCCUGAGGCCCACGGACUUUUGCUUGACUUUCAUAUCAGGAAAGAUGCACGAGAGAAACUCCUCGGACAAGUUGGACUUCAGGCUUACUCUCAGGUCUACGCCAUCCUACGCUCAAUGACUCAUUUCUCUAUGGCUCGUCCCAUGGUCCGGCAGCAUGUUGAGAACAUGCUUUCCCGGUUUCAAAACGCGGCCUAUGGAAGACAGAUCAAUAUCCCAUGCUCAACUUACGGUGGAGGACGCGAGUCACCUGCUGUCUUCCUGAUGCUUUCGGCCACUGAUGUUCUCAGUUUAUUGAAUGCCCUUUUCCCUAGGACAUGCUCUCCAGUGUGCAACUCACCAACACCGUCUUCUGGAAUGUCUGGGUCUUUCAGGUCUCUCAGGUCUCUACAGUCACUUUCGGAGAGGCAGGGAGCUCCAAUAGCUGAGCCGGGGUUUUUCAAACCCUUUGUUGACAAACACUCUAGGCGGCCUUCCAUCAGAGGCCUCUUCUCAACUGACAUGGAUUUCUUGUCACUUCCGGAGAGUUCCUUAGCUCGUAAUGCCGAUCGGAUUCGCUUUGAACUAUCCGAUUUGGGCGAACCCUAUGGUCGCUCAAAUCUGGAGCCACCAUCCGCUGAAGAAUGGACCGUGUUUUCAGUUGCUCAGAAUGGACGACGUCUAUUAUGGAGCCUGUUCUCGGACGAUCAAUCCAGUUACCCAGAGCAUGCAUCCGAGGAUGAGGUCCAGGCCACUACCUUAGGUCUAGAAGAUAACUUCGAAGCUCUUCAGACGGCCAUUGUGAAACUGAUCCAGGAGAAUCCCGCCGAAGACCACCAUGAAAUCAGCUUUCAGGCUCACAAUACUUUGCAAACAGACAGCAUAACCCUUAAACAAAGAUUUGAUCGAGCCAUGGCAUAUUGUCAUCAUGCCUCGGAUUUUAUCGGUGCUCAUUAUUGGUGGAACGCUGGCAGACAGCUUCGUCGAAGUGCCGCCAACUCUUCAACUCGACUUGCCGAUGACUCGUGGAUCCUUGAACCUAUGUAUACUUCAAGCAUCCGUGCCUUCCAGACCUCAAGUUCUGUCAUCGAACGCUGCGAAGGUGACUUUGUCGCCCUCGAUCGCCAUAUGCAGCGACUGCAACGGACGGUUAAGGACACAAUGGCCACUGUGUCAAAACUGCGAGACAAGAUGUGGUACAUGACCGACGUAAAGAACUCUAAGAGGUACGAGGAAGCUAAACAUGUCGCGCUGGCAUUGAAGACUAUGGUGUACUCCGCUCGCCUAUACAAGCAUGCACCUAAUGAGGGUCGAUCCCGUGGUACUGGAAGAUCAUUUGGAGGUUCUCUACUUCAAAAGCCAGAGCUACAGGUCAUGGAUGUCAUGAAGGCCCCAAGGAACUAUGGGAGCCCGAAUAAGCUCUCUGACGAACAGGUGGACUUACUUCGAAAAUGGUUAUCCCAUAACAACAUCGAAAAUUUCUGCAAAGGUGAGGAACGUAUUCACCGGUUUUGUUACGAGGUCAAAUCAAGUAUCAAUCGACUAGUCGGAGAGACUAUGGCGGAAACGCCUGUGCUCUGGGCCAGCGAACUAUACUAUAGAGAGCGAGCUAAGUACGAAAGCUCCAGCAACCGAAGUUUCCAUGGUCUUUCUUCCAGUCUACGGCCCUUUAGUAUCGGCAGUGAUGAAACUAGCAAUCCGUUGCACUCAUAUGCCAACAGCACCCGUCCAUCCGACUCACUCUCCAGAUACUCGCAAGAACUCCCUCCAUUGAAUACGAAAACCUCUUUCCAGAGUUUGGUCUCUGACAAAUGGCGAGUUCCUCGAGACCUGUCUAUCCCUGAUACUUCUUCUAUCGUGGGCUCUCCAGGAAGGGCCGCGUCAACUUGCACAGGAGAUUCUUGCAGCACGUUCUGGUCUGCACCACACCAGCAGUAUGCCCCGAGCGCAUCCAGCCUAUACUCUAGGCCCCCAUCACUUCUAAGUGAUACGCCAAGCCAACAACCCCGACGAAAUGACCGUAAAGCUCUUGGAAAAGCAGCUUUUCUAGAUGGACUACGACAAACCCUUACAAGCCUGCUCUUAAGCGAUCUGGGUUCCCCGGUAUGGAGCUGUGGGAGUGAGACUGAUGCCUGGUUUGGCAAUGCUCUAGACCAGAACAGAAUUCAAACGCAAAUGAAGAAACGGUCUCAAAUCCAGCGGUUCUAUGCGGAGUAUGACGAACGGUUAGUCCGCCACGCUAUCCAUCAUGCCCCAUUGAGUACCCGGAGAAGCAAAUCACUCGGGCCUUUAGAGCGAGAGGAACCCCAGACUCCCGCAGCCUUACCUUCCUCUUCGACUGAUGCUGAUGCAAGCAUCGAUGUUGAAUCCCCAUUCUCAUACAAAACUGUGUUCUGUCGUUUAACAGAGGUCUUCUCACGUCAUGGAAACCCGUUUGCCAAACUGAAGGCAUUGCGAGAUCUGCGUGCGUUGGUUAUUGCAUCACUGAACUCGGCUAAUGAUGAUAAAUCUCUCUUCCCUCUUGUUGAAGAGUCACCUUGCCAAAGACGCAAUUCUAGUUUUCAAAGGAAGCGAGCAGCUCGCCACAGCUUCUCAGAUCCCCAGGCAACUCGUGUCCUUGGCAAAGGCUUCUUCCAUACUACAACAUCUCCUACCGAUGAGUCCGUUAUUUUCGACACCCGGCCUUCUGACUACCUAGGCCCCACGGAAAGUCAAAUCGUGGAAGCCCUGCGCGGUAUAAUCCUCGAGGUGAAACCAAAGACUCUUUUCCGCGAUUUGCAGUUUAUAUCGGCAUUUGUCCCAGGAGAGACGUUGAACAAGUCCGACAGUGGGACAGCGUUCCUACAGUUUGGUUUGGCUGCACUAAGCUUAAAGGACGAAAUUUGCAACAGCAUGGUUGAGAUUGCCGACAACAUUGUUUCCCAGGAGCUCAGCCGGCGUCAUCCACCCCAAGGGUAUCAGUAUGAUAUGCACGCAAGGCCGGGUCAUGCCAUUGAGGAUGCUGCCGGAAUGUGGAUUAUUACCGCGAAGGAAGGAAACCCAGUUGCUCAGCGGGAGCUGGCAAUUCUCUAUCUCACCCACCCGGAACUUCUCCCCCGUGUUACUCUCCCCCUCACGUUUUUGCGGGAUACAUUCAAGGAAGAGACCUUACUCCGUCGCGAUAAGGAUCCCAAGUCUGACCCGCAGAGCAUGUGUCUGGCCCUGCACUGGAUGCAGUUGUCGGCUAAUGGAGGAGACGAACUUGCGCGGAACAGGCUUCGCGAACUGGAAGAAUUUGACUCCAUCGCAUAA
Molecule: messenger RNA, 4614 nt
Organism: Aspergillus alliaceus
Lineage: Eukaryota; Fungi; Ascomycota; Eurotiomycetes; Eurotiales; Aspergillaceae
Exons: 3
Coding region: 1-4614 (1537 amino acids)
Source: RefSeq, a predicted model, not a curated record